CCCAGAACCUCAGAACCUUCCAGCCAGGCACAAUGGUAACAAUGGUGCCCGUCCUGCUGUCUCUGCCGCUCCUUCUGGGUCCUGUAGUCCCCCGGGAGGCCCAAGCUGGUCGUUACACCCUGACCUAUCUCUACACUGGGCUGUCCAGGCCCGGGGAAGGCUACCCCAGGUUUUGGGCCACCGGGUUCCUCAAUGACAAGGAAUUCUUCAACUAUGACAGUGAAAGCAGGAAGGCUGAGCCUGUGGGGCCGUGGAGGCACGUGGAAGGAAUGGAAGAUUGGGAUCAGGAGAGCAAACUUCAGCAGGCCAGGGAGGGCAUCUUCCUGGUGACCCUGCAAGACAUCAUGGCCUACUACAAUGACAGCAAUGGGUCUCACACCUUUCAGGGAAGGUUCGGUUGUGAGCUCCAGAAUAACGGAAGCCGUGGAGCAUUCUGGAAGUAUGGCUACGAUGGAGAGGACUUCAUUGAAUUCAACAAAGAAAUCCCAGCCUGGGUCCCCUUGGACCCGGCAGCCUGGAACACAAAGAAGAAGUGGGAGGCAGAGGAAGUCUAUGUGCAGCGGGCCAAGGCCUACCUGGAGGAGGAGUGUCCUGGGAUCCUGCAGGGGUACCUGAACCACAGCAGGCACAUCCUGGACCGGCAAGAUCCUCCCUCUGUGGCAGUCACCAGUCACACCAUCCAAGGAAAAAAGAGUACCCUGAGCUGCCAGGCCUAUGACUUCUACCCAAGAGGAAUUGAUCUGCACUGGACUCGGGACGGUGAGGUGCAGGGGUCUGAGUCAGGGGGUGACGUCCUUCCCAGCGGAGGGGGCACUUACCUGUCCUCCGUGGUGUUAGAGGUGACCCCUCAGGACAGAGUCUUUUAUUCCUGCCACGUGGAGCACAGUGCCCUGGCUCAGCCCCUCUCAGUGCCCUGGGACGGCAGGCAGGACGCAGGGGCUGGGGACAGUGGAGGGACUCAGUCCCAGUAGCCUCCCUUUCUGCCUGUCAUGAGAGAGCUUAACUUCACAAGUCACCCUCAGUGGCAUCGCCAAGGCCUGGGAGCCGUGCACGGGACAGACAGGCGGAGGAUUCGCACAGAGGAGACGGAACUCGGGGCACUGAGCUGACUCUCAUGGCCACAUCACCUCACCUUGCUAAUCACGGCCCCCGUGUCCAAUGUGUAGAACCUAAUGAACAAUAAACUUGCCCAGCAGAACACA
Lemur catta (Ring-tailed lemur) is the source of this 1202-nucleotide messenger RNA. Its product is annotated as zinc-alpha-2-glycoprotein-like. The record is from RefSeq and is a predicted model, not a curated record. NCBI's taxonomy places the organism in Eukaryota, Metazoa, Chordata, Mammalia, Primates, Lemuridae. The transcript has 4 exons. Gene Ontology annotation, biological process: immune response. Bases 33 to 971 code for a protein of 312 amino acids. Gene Ontology annotation, cellular component: external side of plasma membrane.